Protopolystoma xenopodis is the source of this 270-nucleotide messenger RNA. NCBI's taxonomy places the organism in Eukaryota, Metazoa, Platyhelminthes, Monogenea, Polystomatidea, Polystomatidae. The record is from the annotation of a GenBank genome assembly.
AUGCAUCAGGAUGCUGAUAUUACGAGUGGCAUUGAGAGGCCUCACUGUGCCAAGCUGGAUGCUAUCGCUGGGAUUCAGAUCGGAAUUCUUUCGGAGGACUCGGAAAAAUCACCUGAUCUGCAGGCCACCUUCCAAACUCCCUCCUCCUUUGAUCCCUUUAAAACCUGGGGUCAACCACUGGGCUUGCCACCCCCACAUAAGCCCCCAAAAAUUGGUAAGCACAUUUACUUUAGAGAUUCACCUUUAAUAUUAAAACUUGUUCUCAGCUAA